Molecule: messenger RNA, 3206 nt
Organism: Camarhynchus parvulus
Lineage: Eukaryota; Metazoa; Chordata; Aves; Passeriformes; Thraupidae
Gene: SLC16A1
Product: solute carrier family 16 member 1
Exons: 5
Coding region: 479-1966 (495 amino acids)
Biological process (GO): transmembrane transport; monocarboxylic acid transport
Cellular component (GO): membrane
Molecular function (GO): monocarboxylic acid transmembrane transporter activity
Source: RefSeq, a predicted model, not a curated record
GCUCCCUCAGCGUGUUUGUGAGGCCGCGCGGGGGAAUCUCCGCACCAUUUGAGGGUGCUCGAUAAAACUCCGGGGGGCAGGAAGGAGGUGAUCACUGUGCGUGUUUGGCUCUUGAUAAGGGCAGGGAGGGCCUGAAAGCUGCGUGGAAGCCAUGGCCUGGGAGUGGGUCUGAGGUAUUGGGGUGCACAGGGGUACCCCUCGUCGCCAUGGGGAGCACUCGGCAGCCUUCAGGGUGAGCUCUGCAGCGUCUGGGUGAGCCCUGCAUCACGAUGCUGCUCAUACCGGCCUUCAGGUGACUCCUCUUGGCAGGUGCUCAGAGCUGGACCUCAGGCAUUCGAGGCUCCCCAGGUGGGUGAGUCACCCGAGGCAUUCAGCACCGUGAUCCCCUGCUGGCUGUGCAGGAUAGACUGCGGAACCGUGCUCCUGCUCCAGGAAAGAUCUUUGAUCCCCAACUGAAUCAUCGCCGACUUGAUUCAAGAUGCCACCGGCCAUUGGAGGCCCUGCAGGAUACACUCCUCCUGAAGGAGGAUGGGGAUGGGCUGUGGUUGUCGGAGCCUUCAUUUCCAUUGGUUUUUCCUAUGCCUUCCCCAAAUCUAUCACAGUGUUCUUCAAAGAGAUUGAGGUCAUCUUCAAUGCCUCCAGCAGCAAAGUGUCCUGGAUCUCCUCCAUCAUGCUGGCUGUUAUGUAUGCAGGAGGUCCCAUCAGCAGCAUCCUGGUGAACAAGUAUGGCAGCCGGCCCAUCAUGAUUGUAGGUGGCUGCCUUUCCGGCUGUGGGCUGAUUGCAGCCUCCUUCUGCAACACGGUGGAGGAGCUCUACUUCUGUGUUGGGGUGAUAGGGGGUCUUGGACUUGCCUUCAACCUGAACCCUGCCUUAACCAUGAUUGGCAAGUACUUCUUUAAGAAGCGUCCACUGGCCAAUGGGCUGGCAAUGGCAGGCAGCCCUGUCUUCCUGUCUACCCUAGCACCCAUCAACCAGCUCUUCUUUGGCAUAUUUGGCUGGCGUGGCAGCUUCCUCAUCCUGGGUGGCCUCCUGCUGAACUGCUGCGUGGCUGGAUCCCUGAUGCGGCCCAUAGGUCCCAAGCCAGAUCAGAAGAAAGAGACCAAUAAGGAAGCGCAGCAGGAGGCUGGGAAAGCGGGGAAAAAGGACGAUGGUGACACCAGCACGGACCUCAUUGAUGGAAAGGCCAAGAAAGAGAAGCGCUCAGUCUUCCAGACAAUCAACAAAUUCUUGGACUUUUCUCUAUUCACACACAGGGGCUUCCUGCUCUAUCUGUCAGGCAAUGUAAUCAUGUUCUUUGGGUUGUUUGCUCCCUUGGUCUUCCUCAGCAAUUAUGCAAAGAGCAAGAAGAUUCCUAGUGACUCUGCAGCCUUCCUGCUCUCCAUACUGGCCUUCGUGGACAUGUUUGCCAGACCUUCCAUGGGGCUGGUGGCAAACACCAAGUGGGUCAGACCCCGCAUCCAAUAUUUCUUUGCCAUUGCUGUUAUUUACAAUGGUGUUUGCCAUCUCUUGCUCCCCAUGUCCACCAGCUAUGCUGGCUUCUGCAUUUAUGCUGGCUUCUUUGGCUAUGCCUUUGGCUGGCUGAGCUCUAUUCUCUUUGAGACCCUGAUGGACCUGGUGGGAGCUCAGCGGUUCUCUAGUGCUGUUGGCCUGGUAACCAUCGUGGAGUGCUGCCCUGUUCUUCUGGGACCCCCUAUGCUAGGGAAACUCAAUGACAUAUAUGGUGACUACAAGUACACAUACUGGGCCUGCGGGGUUGUCCUGAUCAUCUCUGGGAUCUACCUCUUCAUCGGGAUGGGCAUCAACUAUCGCCUGGUGGCCAAGGAGGAGAAAGCAAAGAAGGAAGGGAAAGAGGACGAGACCAACAUUGAUGAGGCUGGGAAGAAGAAAGAGGCAAAAAAUGAUGUAGCCCCCUCACCUCAGAAGAAUGUGGAGGGUGGUGUCAAAGAGGAGGAGAGCCGCAUGUGAGGGACCAGUCGUAAUCCCGGAGUGUCGGGGAAGCGCUGCUGCCCUGGUGUGGUGGCCAGGGCAGAGCUCCGCUGGCGCUGGGGGGCUGUAAGAAGUGUUUAAACCGGGUGUUCAUUUUUAAACAGGCUCUGAAUUGUCUUUCCAUCUGUGUUAAAGGUAACAGGACUACACAUGCAGUAUCCUCGUGUGUCCAGGGGCAGGGGGCUUUUAUAGUCUGGCUUUUUAACAGUAAUAUGAAUGUACUAAUAUGUGCCUUACAGUCUCCAUAUCUAGCUGAAUCUGAACGAGCCUUAACUCUAAACUGUGCUUUAGCUCUGUAUUCUGCUUGGGGUUGGGGGGGGGGGGGGUAUGUGUGUGUUUUGGGAAGUUUUGUUGUUAAAAAGCCAUAAAAAGCAGGAUACUGGAUUUGUUGAAGCACAAUGGGCUUCAGGGCCGGCCCUGGAUGAAUACUGCUUCACACGCUUCUUACUGCAGGUCCUCUGCAGGGGAGAUGCAGGCAUGGGGCAAGGUGCUCCUUAACCCCCAUGCCCAGUGCCUCCUGGCUCUUUAGGUGGUCUUUAGGUAUGUUUUGAAAACACUUUAGCUACUGUAGUUCUUUAAAAUCCCUGUUUUUGUAGCUGUUCUCUCAUGGGAUAUUCAGGUUGAAGAAAGAUGGCUGGGGUUCUUGUUGGGCAGUGUCACCCACUCCAGGGCUGUGGCAGCCCUGCUUGCCCAAGCCUUCCUUGAGGACUGUUGGGAGUCCCCCCUGCCUCCCCACUCUGCCUCAAUAGUGCCUCUUCUUAGCCCAGUGCUGGGUGAUGUGAAAUGGGCUCAGGUUGUGCUGCUGGCAUUCACACUGCUAUUGGCUGUGCUGGCCCAUCCUGCCCGUGGGAUGGGCUUCCACCAGAGCAUCCCAUCCAGCCACGUGUUUUGGGUGCCUGACUUUGGGCAGAGUGGUGAGGUGAGUGGAGAUGGUACAUCCCUGAGACUUCUGCUUUUGCUCUUUUAUCUGUUAGAGAAACCUCUUUUACUUGCUUCUGUUCAACUGAGAUCUUAAGGCGGUGGAUGCUGAACCUCUCACAUCUAGGACACGUAAGGGGGAGGAAAGAAUUUGUACGUAUUUAUUUUUUAUUUUUUAGUGUUGGAAAAUAUCGCAACGUACGUGGAGCAGGUUAAUGGCUCUCAAGUUCUAGUAAUGUUGAUCAGAAUUCAUGUUAAGAGGCUUGAGUUUUUUCAAAUAAACUUGUUUUUUUACAAUUUA